This is a messenger RNA of Notechis scutatus (mainland tiger snake), 418 nucleotides long. It is a transcript of the gene ATP6V1G2, whose product is annotated as ATPase H+ transporting V1 subunit G2. Gene Ontology annotation, molecular function: ATP hydrolysis activity; proton-transporting ATPase activity, rotational mechanism. Gene Ontology annotation, cellular component: synaptic vesicle membrane; vacuolar proton-transporting V-type ATPase complex; vacuolar proton-transporting V-type ATPase, V1 domain. Gene Ontology annotation, biological process: synaptic vesicle lumen acidification. The record is from RefSeq and is a predicted model, not a curated record. Lineage: Eukaryota; Metazoa; Chordata; Lepidosauria; Squamata; Elapidae.
AUCGUUGCUACGCAUCUAUUGCUACAGAAAUAUGGCCAGCCAGACCCAGGGAAUUCAGCAGCUGCUGCAGGCAGAGAAGAGGGCUGCAGAGAAGGUGGCAGAGGCUCGAAAACGAAAGGCCAGGCGGCUGAAGCAGGCCAAGGAAGAAGCCCAGGCUGAAAUUGAGCAGUAUCGCUUGGAACGUGAGAGAGAAUUCCAGCAAAAACAACAGGCGGCUCUGGGCUCGCAGGGGAAUCUGUCCGCAGAGGUGGAGGCUCAGACACGCAAGAAGCUGCAAGCUAUGCAUGGAGGGCAGGCUCGGGGCAAGGACCAAGUCUUGCGUCACCUUCUCACUACUGUAUGGAAUGUGCAGCCCCAAAUUCACCCCAAUUACCGCUUGUCUGUCUAAAGGGCCUUGUGCCCCUGCCUGCAGUUGUCU